Molecule: messenger RNA, 1005 nt
Organism: Fusarium subglutinans
Lineage: Eukaryota; Fungi; Ascomycota; Sordariomycetes; Hypocreales; Nectriaceae
Product: retinal short-chain dehydrogenase reductase
Exons: 2
Coding region: 1-1005 (334 amino acids)
Molecular function (GO): oxidoreductase activity, acting on the CH-OH group of donors, NAD or NADP as acceptor
Source: RefSeq, a predicted model, not a curated record
AUGUCGUUCCCCAAGCUAGACAAGGACACACUGGGCCAUGUAGCAGAAUUGACCAAGAACAAGAAUAUCUUGGCUGGAGCUGCAGCAGUGCUCUUGAUAGGCCUUCUCCCACGAUUCAACGCAUGGCUUACCAAGAGAAAAGUCAACAAUUUCCUUACUGACAAUAGUUGGGACUGGGCAAAGGAAAUCGUCGUUGCCACUGGCGGUAGCAGCGGUAUUGGCAAAGAAAUUGUCCUCAAGCUUGCAAAAAAGCACAUCAAGGUCAUAAUCGUUGAUCUGAAUGCUCCAAGCUUUCACCUUCCCUCCAACGUGUCUUUCUGUUCAGCAGACCUUUCCGACCCCGAGGAAAUUUCCAAAGCCGCCAAACAGAUUGUCUCUGAACAUGGCGACCCAACCGUUCUCAUUAACAACGCCGGAAUUGGCAACGCCAUGACCAUUCUAUCUUGUCCCGAGUCCAAGAUCCGCAAUGUCUUUGACGUAAAUAUCAUAGCACCUAUAUUUCUUGUUAAACACUUCCUGCCUGCUAUGAUACGAAGAAACUAUGGUCAUAUCGUCAACGUUGGCAGUCUAGCUUCCUUCGCAAGUCAGGCGUCUAAUGUCGAGUAUGGGUGUACCAAGUCUGGACUCCUAGCAUUCCACGAGGGCUUGCUACAGGAGCUGAGGCAUAUUUACAAAGCACCACUGGUGCGAGCAAGGCAUGAUGUCUUGGCUUGGUUUUCUUGUCCUGCAGUGUGGCUGAUCGUUUGUAGUAUCAUACACCCAACCUGGGUGAAGACUCCGUUGAUUGCGGACCUCAUUGCUAAGGGGAAAAUGAAGGAUACCACGAUAUCUGCCGAGUCUGUCGCUGAUGGUGUUGUGAAACAGCUCUAUUCUGGGUAUGGAGCUCAAAUCGUUGUACCAAGUUCCUCGGCCUGGACUUCUAUGAUACGCGGAUUCCCUGGUUGGAUCCAGGAAGGGUUACGUGACAAGGUGUCUCUUGGGCUACUAAACGCAAUGGCUAGUUGA